Molecule: messenger RNA, 2291 nt
Organism: Aedes albopictus (Asian tiger mosquito)
Lineage: Eukaryota; Metazoa; Arthropoda; Insecta; Diptera; Culicidae
Exons: 5
Coding region: 226-1911 (561 amino acids)
Source: RefSeq, a predicted model, not a curated record
UUGCGAAGUAAUUUGCCACUUUAUGCGACUUGGUCGAUGUUUACAUUCGCGCCCAUCGUCAGCUGUCAGUGUUGUUCGCGUUUGAAUGCUUGAUCAUAAACAAAGGCACUUAGUUCCGCUAAAAUCAUUUGCAAAACUACUGAAAGCAAGUAAAACCUCGAUACAAGGUACGUGCUAAGUAUAAAACUUAAUAAUAUAAUGCUCAAGAAUCAAUUUCAUUUAUAGAUGUUCACGGUGGCUCAGUUUUUCGAGAAACAACAGUUGCGCGUACUCGCUGUUCCGGCUUCAUGGGUACGUGACGGCUAUUUGUUGUGGCCAAAACUCUCUUCCAAUGAAAAGCUGGAUAAACUUCGUACCGAAGGAGGAGUGGAGUUUCACGGUGCCACGAAGAAAAUACCAGUUAUUUCGAGCCGAAAGUUCAAAAGUUUGCAGGCAGCAGAAGCCGCCGCAGAUGAUCUGCUCAAGCAGGAGGUGUCGGACAUAGAAGCGAAGCGGAAAUUGCUCAAGCACCGUAAAGUUGUGUCUGAAAAGCCUCGUCCACUUAAAGACUAUAACAAGAUCAUUAAAGAAAUUGCAUCAUCAAAGGUGCCCACGCAUGGCAAUGAUCAAACAGCAGGACCAUCUGGAUGGGUACAGCCACCGGUACAAGAAAUCACCAGAACAACGGAAUCAAGUCAACCACAAGCAUUAGUAUUUCCGAGAAACUCGCAUGGAACUGAUGACCGAAAUACGCAACACCACUCACUUCAGGAUCAAUCAGCCGAAAAUCGGGAGGAGGAAUCGAAACCACUAAACAUCACCAUAUCGCGCCCAUUGCAAACGUUCGGAACUCCGAUGAACGUGCUCAGUUCCCCUCGUGAUCCAUCUAACAUUGUGGUCACAUAUCAACCACAACCUCUUCAAACGACAAACGAGGCUGUUCAUCAUGCAGCAGACAUCUCCUCAAAUGCAAUGUUGGCACUACCACAGGAUCAGCAGCAAAUCCAAUCGCUAUUGGUGGGUGACGAAAACAUUUACUACAUCAAUUCCUCGACAGACAAUUCUAGAAUUGUUGGAACUUCUGGUAAUCCAUCUAAUAUGUUCCGCGAACUGAAGGUUGCAAUAUCAACAUUGAAGUCUGAGGUAUCAACGCUAGGAACUUCAGUGACUUCAUUGAAGACCGAUGUGCAAGGAAUGCGAGAUGAAAUGGUUCAAAUGAAGAGAGCUAUUGUUGAGGCAGUCAACCAAUCCGCCCGGCAGGCAGUAGAAGACUGUCUGGGAGAAAACUUUCCACGUUUCGCAGCCAUGCUAGACAUGAACCGAAAUCACCAACCUGCAUCUGAGGAAGAUAAGUCGGUUGAAAAUCAUAGACUUGUGGACGAUGAGGAUGAUUUAACCGAAUUCAACAAGAUGUUGGCCAGGAAAGAACUGUUCGAUGAAUAUGUCAAAUAUUUUACCAAAAUUAUUCCUCCGGCGACAUACUCGGGAAAAGGCGAUGCUGCGUGCUACAUUAUUGUAGACUGUCUGUUCACUCGAGGAUUUUGGAACCAUUUCACGUGGACGGGUAUCAACAGAGGCAACAAGUCAAAACGAGGGUUUCGAGAGUUUGCCAACGUAUUGGGACUGCUUCUGGCCAUUGUUAGUAUUGGUGAUCCAUCGUACAAUUCCAAGAUGUUGGAGCUAUUCUGCAAGAACAGACUGUUCCGAUACUCCAAGGCUAGAGCAACCAAUAAGAUGCUUCGACAAUCAACAUGCCGCACAAAGGCAAAACGGGAUGCUGCAGUUGCUCAAGAUCCAAGUGAUGACCAUGUUGACGAUCUAUCUGAUGACGAUGAUUUUGUUGAUGAACCGGAGGUUAAUAUCACAACCGAAUCGGAUCACGAUGAUUCGGAUUUUGAUCCAGACGGUGAUGAUGACAUGACAUCUGCUUAAAAUUUCGACGACUGCGGACGGGUUCUGUGAGCAGGUGCUUCGAGACGUUCGGAUUUAUAUAGUUCUGAUUAGAACUUUCAAUCAAUCAAACAGAGAAAGCUAUUUUUAUUACGUUGUUGUUAUUACUCUUUGAACUGAACAAAAAUGACAAUAAAGUUCAUUUGAACCGUUUUCUUUUUUGGUUUUUGAGACAUCUCACAAACUGUUCUGUUAUAACGUGUGAAUGAGAGGUAUGAAUACUAUUUCCUUCCUACAUCUAAUAGCAACAAGUUUGCACAUUAUACAGUUUGUAUCAUACGUGUUCUCCUCUUUCGAAAAGAUACGGGUUCCUUCAUUUGUAGCAUAAAUAUGAAUAAAAGAGGACUUGAAGGGUUUAUCGA